UUCCCCAUGAACAGUUUUUGCUUGCAACUACUGAGAUGAAGGGAGCCAACUUAUUUGUCCUGCUGUCUAGUUUAUGGAGUGCAGGUAUUGGACUUAAUACCACUAUGUAUUCUUGGGCCACACCUGAAGAUAAAAACUCUCAAGAGAAUAUGACCUCUGCUCCGGUUCCUCUAACUGAAAUGCAGAGUCUCCAGAUGCUUUCUACCCUUCAGAACGCCCUGGCUGAGGGAACCAAAGCUCCUGAGGCUCAGACUUCUGAACAGAGUAUUCUACAAUCAACACUGCUACAAUCAGCACCGCCUCCCUCCGAGGCAAGCACUCCUGAGGACGUGAGAAAUCCAGUGCUCACCCCCACCGAGAACACAGAAGGGGUAAAGUUGCAAAGCCUUGCUCUCCCUACCCAAUCUGGAAUCCAGCUCGGCCCAGGAGCAGAGAGCUUGGCCCUUUCCAAUGCCACACUGAGAUUUCUGCAGAGCUUUGCCAGAAAGCCAGAUCCACCGGCCAGCUCUCCCAAAUCAGAAGAAGGGGUGGGAAAUCGGUCUCCAAGAGAAACGUACCUUAGCCGAGGUGACAGCAAUGGCAACCAAAGACCCGGCCAUCAAAAAUCAAGUUUUGAAACGACUAGAGGAAAGAACUGGUGUGCUUACGUACAUACCAGGUUAUCCCCCACAGUGAUUCUGGACAACCAGGUGAAUUACAUUCCAAGUGGGAGAGAAGCCUGUGGCUGGAUCAACGGCUGUCCUCAGAGAUCUCAGAAGGUACUCAAUCCUGUAUACAGAAUGCAACAUAAAAUUGUCACCUCAUUAGAAUGGAGGUGCUGUCCAGGAUACAGUGGACCAAAAUGUCAGUCAAAAGCCCAGGAGCAGCAGCAACUGAUACACAGCAGCCAGGCUGAAAGCCACACUGCUCUUGACAGAGGGAAAGCUGAGAAGCUAGAGCAGCUGCAAGACUGUGCUGUGAUGCAAAAAUUGACUGACCAGAUGACCCAGGAGGCUAUGAAACUGACUCUUCUACAGAAGAAAGUAGACAAUAUCUCUUUGACUAUAGAUGGUGUAAACCGCAUGUACUCCUCCUUGGAAGAGAAAAUCAGUGAAGAUAAAGGGAAGGAAUUUCAAUCUUUUCUAAAAGGUCUAAAAUCCAAAAGCAUCAAUGAUCUAAUAAAGGACAUAGUACGUGAACAGUUCAAAGUCUUUAAAAAUGACAUGCAAGAGACUGUUGCUCAGCUUUUUAAGACUGUAUCAAGCCUUUCAGAGGAUCUGGAAAACACCAGACACAUCAUUCAACAAGUGAAUGAAUCUGUGGUCUCACUGGCCCUCCAGCAAAAGUCGGUUUUAAUGCAAGACAAUAGGCCCACUUGGACUGACAUAGUCGAUCUAAAGAACCGCAUGGUAGAUGUAAGGCAAGAAAUGACUUUUACAUGUGAGAAGCCUAUUAAAGAACUAGAAGCAAAGCAGACUCAUUUAGAAGAGGCCUUGAUGCAGGAACACUCCAGGAGCGUUCUGUAUUAUGAAUCACUCAAAAAGACCCUUUCUAAAAUGAAAGAAGCCCACGAGCACUCCUUAGAAGGCUCCGAACAGAAGAACGUGGCUGUGGCCCAAUCUGUGAGCCAUAAUGUCACCGCACACAUGACUGUUUUACAUGAGAAGAUAAACAAGCAAGCUUUGAUGAUGUUACAAAUGUCUGAUGAUUUGCACAUCCAAGAGAGCAAGAUUAACAACCUCACCAUCAGUUUAGAGCUGGAGAAAAUCUCUAUGAAGGGUGCCUGUGAAGAAAUGUUGUCUACAUGUAGAAAUGAUUUUAAGCUUCAACUCAGAGACACAGAAGAGAAUUUGCAAGUGUUAAACCAAACGUUAGCUGAGAUAGUCUUCCCAAUGGACAGCAAGAUGGAAGAAAUGAAUGAGCAGCUGCACGAUUUGAUGCAUGACAUGGAGAUGCUGCAACCUUUGCUUGAGCAGGAAGCGUCACUCAGAGAGACAGCCACCCCUGAGCAACCAAAGGAAGCAGUGGCCACAAGGAAGAAGGUAGAAUAUCUGAUUCAAGCUGUCAACAGUCUAAAUUCUUUCCUCAAAGAGCUUACUAAAAGACACAACGUACUUCGAAGUGAAGUACAGACUCGUGGUGAUUCCUUUGAAAGACGGCUGGGUGAGUUUGCCCUGGAGAUGGAAGAUGGCCUCAAUAAGACGAUGAUGAUUAUCAAUAAUGCCGUUGAUUCUGUUCAAGAUAACUACGUGCGCAAAGAGUCUUUACGCACAGAGUAUGAUCUGCAAGUCCACCACAUGUGUAACGAAAACAUGGAAACCAUUUUGACAUGUAUUUCUCAGUUCCAGCGCUUGAAUGACUCUAUCCAGAUUUUGAUCAAUGAUGAUCAGAGGUACAGUGUUGUUCUACAAGUUGCUAAGGUCCUCGCAGAUAUUGCUAAAGACAAGGAACACAAUCAGUCCAGCUUUCAAAAGAUUUAUCACAUGUUCGAUGAAUUCAUCUCCCAAGUGAAAAACUACCAGCAGAACAUGACUCGUUUGGAAGAAAACAUAAUCUCAGCUACUAAUAGUUCUAAAAAAUGCGAAACUCGGCUGCAAAGCAUGGAAUCUAAAGUGACACAGACACUCGUACCUUAUUACAUUUCACUUAAAAAAAGUAGUAGUAUGGCUACAAAUGAGAGAGAUCAAGCUCUUCAACUGCAGGUAUUGAAUUCCAGGUUUAAGGCACUAGAAGCUAAAUCCAUUCGUCUUUCAAUGGGUUUCUCUUUGCUUAACAAAACUGUCCAGGAGUUUUUAACUGUGUGCCGUAAUGCUUCUGUAGAUGUAUCUGAACUCAACGCUACCCUUCCUAAGUGGAUCAAAGGCUUUGUGCCAGGGAGCCAGCUUUCUCAGAAAGGGCUCACAGAAUUUGUGGAUUCAAUCAUUGAAAUAAAAACUCAAGCUGCCCUAUCAAACUUAACUGGGUACAUUGAUCGAUUGUUGUCGGAGGGUCUGGCAAAUGUUGUCAAGUCUCAGAAGCAAGUAAAAUUGCAGAAGAAACCUAAUAUGUUUAAGAAACCAACAGUGAAUCUGACAACCAUUGUAAUAGGGCGGACUCAAAGAAAUACAGACAGCCUCAUAUAUCCUGUAGCACAAGAAUCUUCGGGCUGUAGCAGGUUCCCGUGCCUCAAUGGGGGCACCUGCAUAAAUGGGGUGUCGAGCUUCACCUGUGCCUGCCGACAUCCGUUCACAGGAGACAACUGCACAGUCAAGCUGGAGGACAAAAACGCGCUAGCCCCAGAUUUCUCCAAAGGAUCUUAUAGAUAUGCACCAAUGGUGGCAUUUUUUGCAUCUCUUACAUAUGAGAUAACCACACCUGGCCCUAUCCUGUUUAAUGAACUGGAUGUCAACUAUGGAGCUUCCUAUAACCCAAGAACUGGGAAAUUUACAAUUCCUUUUCUUGGAGUGUAUGUUUUCAAAUAUACAGUUGAGUCAUCUAGUGCUCAUAUCUCUGGAUUUUUAGUAGUUGAUGGAGUAGACAAGCUCACAUUUGAAUCUAAAAAUAUUAACAGUGAGAUAUACUGUGAUAGAGUUUUGACUGGGGAUGCAUUAUUAGAAUUAAAUUAUGGACAGGAAGUUUGGUUGCGUCUUGUAAAAGGAACAAUUCCGGCCAAAUUUCCCCCAGUUACUACAUUUAGUGGUUAUUUGUUGUAUCGUACUUAGUGUUAAAGACAGACUACUACCUUUACCGAGAACUAGCCUGUCUUCAUUUAUUUUCGCAUGCACAGGUGUUCUGUUUGAAGUUUUCUACACUAAAUGAAAAACUAGCUUUCAAAAAGAUCUGAAUACAGCUUUAUGCUUAUUUCAUAAAAAUACUUGGGUAGGCUGUAUAUGAAAGUUGUUCCUAAAGAAAGCUACAGGCACAGAAAACCAACCAUGUUUGUUAACAUUAAUAUUCCUAUCUUUAUUCUUCAUUUUUAUCUCAUUUCAGUAGACAGUAGUAUUUUACAAUUUCAGCCACAUUAUGUUGUUGGCCACAGUAGUCUUUCUAAUGAAAUAUUUAACUUACGUUAAAAUCUAUAGUUAUAAAUGGAUAGCAAAUAUUUCCUAGAAUAACACACUCAUUAAAACGUUAAAGACAAAAUGGUAGUUUUUGUGCUUUUAUUUUUACGGAUGAGUUUUACGCAAUACAUUUUCAUUUUUAAUAAAAAAUAAAAAGGUGAAGUAGAAAUGUGAAAUAUGCAUAAGUUAUCCUCUUUUGUAAUUAGAGGAUGAAGUAACAGAUGACAUAUAGUUUGAUGUUUAUUCCUAAUUCUUCUAAGCUUACAUAUAGAUAACCAGAAUGUCAGCUGUGGAACUUCAUAUAACCCAAGGAAUGGAGAAUUUUUAAUUUCAUAGCUUGAUGCAUGUUUUCAAAUAUACCAUUGGGUCAUUUAGUGCUCUUGUGUACUUUAAAAAAAUAAACCUAUGUACAAUAAGAAUUCUAUUUCAGUACAUGCAAAUCUACCCCUUUUCUUAUAAAGGGUGACUAAGAAUUAUGGAGUAUUGCUAUUCCCUGGUUCCCUGUCAAACAACUUACACAUCAUAUCUCAUGGGCUCUUCACAGUAACUCAUGUAACACGAGUUUCAUUGUCAUUAAUUUUGUAAUUGACAAAAUAAAGGCAUGGCCAAGUUAGGGAGCGGAUGGAUGUCCACAGUCCUUAAAGACUUAGGUCUUCUUUGAAUCAGGCCUUGUCUUGUCCAAAACUGCCAUCCAUCCUUCUUCUCUAUCUAUUGCUUCCCACGGAAGGACCAAAAUUUCUUUAGCAAUCCCUUAUUUUUCAACAUGUAGACUGCUUCCAAUUUUUAUUAUAAAAUAUCAUUGUAGUAAAUAUUUUUAUAAAAGUAUUCCUUUCAUUUUGACUAAGGGUUUCUGAAGUAUAGAUUAGUAGUAGGAUUAAUAGUAGAAAUAGUAGUAGAAAAAUAAUAAUAAAUGAGAUUUGGUACCAUCAAUGUUUUGCAUGUAUUAAAUGACUUAAUGCUCAUGGUAGUCCUAUGUUAUAUAUUGACCUAUGAAAUACACUGUAAGGUGUAUAUUAUUACCCUCUUUCUGUCUGCUCAUGAGAAGUAGAGUCUAAGGCAAUUUACCAAUAUUAUAGCAAAUGGAGAAUAUCUAGAACAAGAUAAACAUCAUCUUCAAUUUCAGUAAAAUAUUCUACCAACCUGUUCUCUGAUUGACAUGAAAUUAAAAAUAUUAAAAAUGUUUUCUCAUUGACAUGAAAAAGAAUAUUUUCUGUAUCACACACAUUCUUUACAAGAACUCUCCAAUUCCCCAGAAAAGGUAUUCUCCUUUUUUUCUUCUUUUCUUCCCCCCUCCCUUUCCUGAGACUUGAACUCAGGGCCUAGGUG
Messenger RNA from Dipodomys ordii (Ord's kangaroo rat), 5345 nucleotides. It is a transcript of the gene Mmrn1, whose product is annotated as multimerin 1. The transcript is spliced from 8 exons. Gene Ontology annotation, molecular function: protein binding; calcium ion binding; extracellular matrix constituent conferring elasticity. The record is from RefSeq and is a predicted model, not a curated record. Lineage: Eukaryota; Metazoa; Chordata; Mammalia; Rodentia; Heteromyidae. The coding region runs from base 36 to 3680 and encodes 1214 amino acids.